AUGGAACUAAGAGCCCAAGGAUUGAAUGGAAGCAACAAUACUGGGACAGUAUUUGGAGUUAUCACACUCAAGCCAGAGUCUCUCAGGGGCUACCAAAUUUGUACUCAGUUGAGCUAUGAGGAACCAGAUCUUCAGUCCAAGACUCAAUGUCCUGUUUCAGGAAGUCCAUCUAUUGCCCCAGCUUCAGGAACUGUUGCAGUUGGAGAUAUUAUUGAGACUUAUAAUGAUACUGUGGAUUUUGACAAGCUCCUGAAUGGCUGGUUGUGGUAUACCAGCAAGAUAUCACACACUGGUGGUGCCAGGGAUCACUGUGGUGGUGCUGCUGCUGGUUUCACAUUUCGAGAUGUGGUAUGCAGUCAGUAUCUAACUCUUGAUCCUGGCAAGUGUGCUAUCACUGAACUUCAUUGUCAGGGCCCUGAAAUUGUGAGUGUAUGUGCCUGUCCUGUCUUAGAAGUCACCAUGCAAAAUUUUUCUCAAGAAGCAAAAGAUGUCAUUGCUCAACAUCACCAGAUAAUAAAUGAGACUAAGGCCAAAAAUACUACUGUUAAAGUUUUAAGAAACAAGUCCCCUCAUUCUGGCAAAAUUAUACCUUUGGAUAUUAAAAAAAUGGAAGCAUUAGACGUGGUCCAAGAAUUUCAAAAAGCCAACAAAAAUAUUUGUUUUUCCAAAGACCUUCCCGUAAAAGAACAUUCUAAGGAUAUGCCACAAAUAACUUUUAAAAAGCCACACAUAUUUAAUGUAAAUGAAGCAUGCAAGACAACUGAAGAUUUAAUUCUGAAAGAGAACAUUAAAUUGAGCAAAAUCAUGAAUGAUAUUGAUUCAGUGAGUAAGAAAAUGGAGAAAGAAAAGAAACUUCAGAGCAGGAAGAACAGGGUGCAGAAAGUUUUAAAUAGAACGGAUAAAUACGAUAAUAAAGUUAAAAGAAUCGGACCACACAUAGAAAUCUUUCAGCUUUUCAGAAAAAAGCAAAAAAUGAAAAUGGACAAAAAAAAUAUUAAAAAGGUUACUAUAGUGCAGGCAAUUAUCAGAGGGUGGCUUGAACGCAGACGGAUGCAGAGAGUAAUGGCCAAGGCUCUGGAUCAUGCACAAAAUUUGAAAGAGGUAAUUGAUAUGUAUAGUGCUCAAAUCUUUCGUAUCAAAUAUCGACUUGGUAUUUGGAGGACAAGACAAAUUUUAACCUUAUCAGAGCUAGAGGAAUGGAUGGAUAGGAAAAAAUACUAUGAAACAAUAUUUGCUAAGAAACAAGAUUGGCAAGGAUUAGAUAAAAGUGAACUCCCUAAAUUCUUUAAUGAAUGUGGCCAUUUCCCAACCUUGCAGAAUAUUAAUUCCGUUUGGCACGUGGUCCACAAGGAGUACCGUGAUAAAUAUACUGAAGUCAUCAAGAAGAAUGUUGCAAUUGAAAUGUUGUUUACACUCUAUCCUCCUAAAGGUGCUCAUGUGAAGGGUAAUGAAAAAUUUAGGUCAACUUGGCUGAGACCCAUAGUAGACGGAGAAGAAGGGUACAAAUAUAUAGUGGCUAACCAUCCAGUACUCAAAAAAGCAGAUAUUCGAAUUGUUGGGAAGUUAGUUGCCAGAUCUAUAAGAGAAAGGAAAAUAAGACAGCACCGUUUAUUGUAA
This is a messenger RNA of Suncus etruscus (white-toothed pygmy shrew), 1617 nucleotides long. It is a transcript of the gene IQCM, whose product is annotated as IQ motif containing M. Gene Ontology annotation, molecular function: protein binding. The transcript is spliced from 12 exons. The record is from RefSeq and is a predicted model, not a curated record. The coding region runs from base 1 to 1617 and encodes 538 amino acids. Lineage: Eukaryota; Metazoa; Chordata; Mammalia; Eulipotyphla; Soricidae.